AUGCAGGCGACGUUCGAUCCGCGUUAUGAAGCCAUCGAAGCGCAUUGUAAAUGUGUCGGAAGUCUUGACAUGGAAUGUAUUCGCUUUGAAACGCCACCAAGGGACAAUAAUUCCAAAUGUGUUUGCACUUAUGAUCGAGAUUUAAUGGUCGCAUGGCCAUGUUUCAAUAUUACUGUAUGGUUCGAUCACAUUUGCCCGUCAUGCAAGGAGGAUGGCUAUUGUGAAUACAAAUUGGAAGAGGGUGAAACGUCUCCCGGCGGUCUUGAAUGGCCAUGUAAGUGCCGGAAUCGGACUGAAUCUUCAGAAUUUCAAGACGUAAGCUUGUUUUUAGCCUGA
Molecule: messenger RNA, 336 nt
Organism: Cooperia oncophora
Lineage: Eukaryota; Metazoa; Nematoda; Chromadorea; Rhabditida; Trichostrongylidae
Source: the annotation of a GenBank genome assembly